AUGGAAGAGAUGCAGAGAAGACAUGAGGAAAUGCAAAGGAAGCAUGAAGAGGAGAUGGUGGUCGUACGAGCCGAGUGUUUGGCUAAGCUCCGCGGUGAAAAAGAGAAACAAACCGGAGAAGGCAGCAAGGAGGCCCACAGUAGCGCACAAGGUCAAGACGAUCGGCGAAAGGAGGAACAGAAAAACACCGAGGAGGAAAAAGAGAAAGGAGAGGAAAGCCUAGUAUUGAUAAAGCCAGAGAUGCCAUCGGUUCCGGUGCCGUUCGUACAGACUGUGAUGGACGUCCGCAUCUCGGACCAGUUCAUUCCCCUGCAAUUCAAAAUGUAUGACGGCACCAGUGACCCAGAGGCACAUAUUAAGUCAUUCACCAACGCCAUGGCGUUCCGUACGGGGUGUGAUGCCAUCUGGUGUCGGGCGUUCUCAUUGUCCCUCGAGGGAGAGGCCUUGGAAUGGUUCAACUCCCUUCCCAACGGUUCAGUAGAGAACUUCAAAGGGUUGAGUGGCAUGUCCAACGAACAGUUCGCCGCGUGUCGACCGCAGGACGUCACUCUGGUCGACCUGAUGAAUCUGAAGCAGGGAAAGGAGGAGCCGCUCAGAACCUUCAUGGACCAAUUCACAAAGACGGUGCGACGGGUCAGAGGUUUGAGCCUGGAAAUGGCCCUGCAGUAUGUGAUGCCGGCUCUCAGGCCGGGACCUUUCAAGGAGAGCGUAUGCCGAACCCCACCUAAAACCUUGGAGGAACUACGCCAGCGGGUGGCGGACGAGGCAAGGGUGGAGGAGAUGAAGCAAAAUUAUCGAAGGGAAAUGCAGGACGCGAAGGACAAGAAUGAGGGAAAACAACAGGGUCAACCCCAACGACCAGGUGGUGUAAAGCGGCGGGAAGGGCCCCGAGUCCCUCGCUUCCCUCAGUAUACUCCUCUCAAUGCCCCCCGGGCUCGGAUAUUACAGGAAGCCCUGAGCACGCAGGUAAUGCGGACCCCUCAAAAGCGUCCUACUCCUCCAAGAGCCGACAGUAGCAAACAUUGCCUGUAUCAUCAGAACAUGGGUCACGACACCGAAGAUUGCAUGACGCUCAAGGAUCAGAUAGAGGAGCUCAUCCAGGCAGGACACUUAAAACAGUAUGUCAGGGGAUACCGGAGUGAAGCGGCGCCUGCUGGACGUCCGACUCCCCGGGAAAGAAGUCCCAGACCUUUACCCGACAGGGGUAAUAGGAACGACCGCCCGAGGUAUCAACAUGGUCAGGUCGGGCGGGGAAGAAGUUCUGAGAGAAGGAGGGAAAGAAGCAGGAGUCGAAGUAGGAGCCGGGUGGGCGGCAAUACCGGACCGCUAUGGGGAAUGAUUAACACGAUCUCCGGUGGAUUUACAGGCGGGGGAACAUCAUCGUCCGCACGGAAAAGAAGCAUCCGCCAUCUACGAUCCAUACACGCCGUUGAGGUUCCUAAGCGGACGAUGCCUCCCAUCACAUUUUCCGAUGAGGACUUUCACGCGCCGGACCCUGAGCAGGAUGACCCGAUGGUCAUCACGGUUGAAAUUGCGCGGUACAGGGUGAGUAAGGUGUUGGUCGAUCAGGGGAGCUCGGUCAACAUACUCUACUGGAAGACGUUUCGGCAGAUGGACAUUUCCGAGGACCUCAUUGUCCCGUAUGAUGAACAACUGGUGGGUUUCGCCGGAGAGCGGGUGGAUACCAGGGGGUAUCUGGAUUUGUGGACGCGUAUCGGCACCGGCCGGGAGGCAGAGGAGAAGAAGGUGCGAUACUUGCUAGUAGACGCCAAUACAUCCUACAACGUCAUGAUAGGACGUCCAUGCUUAAAUUCCUUUGGAGCCAUCGUCUCCACCCCCAUUUGA
Molecule: messenger RNA, 1845 nt
Organism: Vigna radiata var. radiata (mung bean)
Lineage: Eukaryota; Viridiplantae; Streptophyta; Magnoliopsida; Fabales; Fabaceae
Exons: 1
Coding region: 1-1845 (614 amino acids)
Source: RefSeq, a predicted model, not a curated record